This is a messenger RNA of Hydatigera taeniaeformis, 1098 nucleotides long. The record is from the annotation of a GenBank genome assembly. Lineage: Eukaryota; Metazoa; Platyhelminthes; Cestoda; Cyclophyllidea; Taeniidae.
AUGCCGGUCACAGACAAGGGUGGUGAAUCUUAUGCGAGGCCAACGUCAGAUUUCAUUGUGAAUGGAAAGUGGAAGCUUGUACGAAAAAUCGGAAGCGGAUCUUUUGGUGAAAUUUUCCUCGGGGUUAAUGUUGAAACUGGUGAGGAGGUUGCAGUUAAGUUGGAGAAGGUAUCGGCCAGACAUCCACAGUUAUUGUUUGAGAGCAGAGUGUACCGGCUGCUUGUGGAUACACCCGGCCUUCCUCACAUCCAAUACUUCGGCCUUGAUGGUGUAAAUGAUGCUUACCAUGCUUUGGUCAUGGAUUUAUUAGGACCGAGCUUGGAAGAGCUUUUUAACUUCUGUGGUCGGUGCUUCACGAUGAAGACGGUUUUAAUGCUUGUUGAUCAGAUGCUCUGGCGUCUGGAAUUCAUUCACGCUCGUCACUUCAUUCAUCGGGACAUUAAACCAGACAAUUUCCUAAUGGGGAUCGGCAAGCACUGCAACAAGCUUUUCAUCAUUGACUUCGGCUUGGCUAAGAAGUUCCGAGAUGGGAGAACCCACCGACACAUCAGCUAUAAAGAGAAUAAGGCUCUAACAGGCACCGCCCGUUAUGCCAGUAUCAACGCCCAUGCUGGGAUCGAGCAGUCCCGUCGAGACGAUCUAGAGUCUCUAGGCUAUGUACUUAUGUAUUUCCUCUGUGGAUCUCUCCCUUGGCAAGGCCUUCGGGCGAACACAAAGAAACAGAAGUAUGAGCGCAUUCAUGAGAAGAAGGUAUCCACCUCGAUAGAGUCUCUGUGCCGUGGUUUCCCACCCGAAUUUGCGCUCUAUCUGACACAUGUGCGCAAUCUGAAUUUUGACGCUACUCCUGACUACACACUCUAUCGGAGCAACUUCCGUGCACUAUUUAAAGCUCUUGCUUUCAAUUGGGACUUUGUCUUCGACUGGACCUUACUCCGUCAGAAGGCCUCUGCAAUUCAACAACACUCCAAUGCAGUAACGCACGAUGUGACCGUUGUUGGUGGAGGGGGGGUUGCUGCUGGGCCUGCCAAAAUGCUGCCCUCCUCCAACACCACUGCUGCCGUCAUGGGCGACGACGGAUUCGGUACUGGAAAGCUCUAG